Molecule: messenger RNA, 1089 nt
Organism: Scylla paramamosain (green mud crab)
Lineage: Eukaryota; Metazoa; Arthropoda; Malacostraca; Decapoda; Portunidae
Product: nephrin-like
Exons: 5
Coding region: 31-891 (286 amino acids)
Biological process (GO): cell-cell adhesion
Cellular component (GO): cell-cell junction; plasma membrane
Molecular function (GO): cell adhesion molecule binding
Source: RefSeq, a predicted model, not a curated record
CAGUGUGUUGUGUUUUGCUGUGGUAACCAUAUGUGUCGUUGUGCUGUAAUGUGUUGCUUUGUAUUGUGCUGUGUUGUAGUGCGUGUUGGUGAGUGGCUUCUUCACUGUUGCAGGAUGCGGGGCCAGCACCAGCGAUUCAGAGUGCGGCCUCAGAGCGUGGAAGUGCGGGAAGGAGAGGACGUGUUUCUGGAGUGCAUCGUGGAGCACCAGCAGGGCAAGGCACAGUGGACCAAGGAUGGCUUCGCACUGGGUUUCGAGCGGCUGGUGCCCGGCUACCCACGCUACUACUACGAGGGUGACCCGGCGCGCGGGGAACACCACUUGCUCAUCACGGGAGUCACGCUAACGGAGGACGGGGAGUACCAGUGUCAAGUGGGACCGACCGCUAUCAGCCCGCCUAUCUGGGCCGCUGCCAACGUUACAGUCAUAUUGGCGCCCUCCUCUGUCACGAUCGUGGGCUGGGAGAACGGCGCCGUGGUGGAGGUGAUGGUGGGCUCCUCCCUCACCCUGGAGUGCCUGGUGGCUGACGCGCGCCCAGCUCCUGGCGCCGUCUGGUACCGAGCUGGCAGGAAGGUGGACCCUGAUCUACAAGAGGACCGCGUAGAGGCUUCCAGUCUGGCGCGACGAUGGAGUUUGCGAUCUCAGUUGGUAGUGCAGGCAACAGCAGCUGAUGACGGGAAAGGUUUACGCCUGCCACGCCCUGCAUCCCGCCCUGCACGACAUGCCCCACGGCCUGCACGCCAGCAUCACUCUCUCUGUCCUGCACCCACCCGGCCCUCCCACCAUCACGGGCUACGAGACAGGCGAAAUUUUGCUGGCAGGGGAGAGGCGCACCUUAACCUGCCGCGUCUCAGGAGGAAACCCGCGCCCCUGGGUCUUGUGGUACCGUGACGGGCGGCUGGUCGAUGACACCACCUCCGAGGACGCCGACGGGGUGUUCAACGCCUACGAGGUCUCGGUGACAGCUGAAGAAGGCGGCGCGGUGUACGAGUGUAGCGUGACCAAUGAUCUGCUGGAGACACCCUACACUGCUAAUGUCACGCUCACUGUGUACUGUGAGUAUAUUGUGUCGGCAAUAAAUUAUCUAGU